GCGCCGGUUCCGGUUCCGGGUCCGUCCGGGUCCCGGCCCGGCGGCGGCGGCGGGCGGCGGGGCCGGCGGCGCGGCGCAAGAUGGCGGACCUGGAGGCGGUGCUGGCGGACGUGAGCUACCUGAUGGCCAUGGAGAAGAGCCGCGCCGCGCCCGCCGCCCGCGCCAGCAAGCGGAUCGUCCUGCCCGAGCCCAGCAUCCGCAGUGUCAUGCAGAAGUACCUGGAGGACCGGGGAGAGGUGACGUUUGACAAGGUCUUCACGCAGAAGAUCGGGUACCUGCUCUUCCGGGACUUUGCCUUUACCCAGGCAGAGGAGGCCAAAGCCCUGAUGGAGUUUUAUGAGGAGAUCAAGAAGUACGAGAAGCUGGACUCGGAGGAGGAGCGCAUGGCCCGGAGCCGCCACAUCUUCGACCAUUACAUCAUGAAGGAGCUGCUGGCCUGCUCCCACCCCUUCUCCAAGAGCGCCACGGAGCACGUGCAGAGCCGCCUGAGCAAGAAGCAGGUGCCCCCAGACCUCUUCCAGCCCUACAUCGAGGAGAUCUGCCAGAACCUGCGCGGGGGCGUCUUCCAGAAAUUCAUCGAGAGUGACAAGUUCACGCGGUUCUGCCAGUGGAAGAACGUGGAGCUGAACAUCCAUCUCACCAUGAACGACUUCAGCGUUCACCGGAUCAUCGGCCGCGGCGGCUUCGGGGAGGUCUACGGCUGCCGGAAAGCAGACACGGGCAAAAUGUAUGCCAUGAAGUGUCUGGACAAGAAGCGGAUCAAGAUGAAGCAGGGCGAGACGCUGGCCCUGAACGAGCGCAUCAUGCUGUCCCUCGUCAGCACAGGGGACUGUCCCUUCAUCGUGUGCAUGUCCUACGCCUUCCACACUCCCGACAAGCUCAGCUUCAUCCUCGACCUCAUGAACGGAGGAGACCUGCAUUAUCACCUGUCCCAGCACGGCGUCUUCUCAGAGGCAGAGAUGAGGUUCUACGCUGCUGAGAUCAUCCUGGGCCUGGAGCACAUGCACAGCCGCUUCGUCGUGUACCGUGACCUCAAGCCAGCCAACAUCCUCCUGGACGAGUUUGGGCACGUCCGGAUCUCAGACCUGGGCCUGGCCUGCGACUUCUCCAAGAAGAAGCCCCACGCCAGCGUGGGCACCCACGGCUACAUGGCUCCGGAGGUGCUGCAGAAGGGGGUGGCCUACGACAGCAGCGCCGACUGGUUCUCGCUGGGCUGCAUGCUCUUCAAACUGCUGCGGGGGCACAGCCCCUUCCGGCAGCACAAGACCAAGGACAAGCACGAGAUCGACAGGAUGACGCUGACCAUGGCCGUGGAGCUGCCGGAUUCCUUCUCCCCUGAGCUGCACUCGCUGCUCGAGGGGCUGCUGCAGCGCGACGUCAACCGGCGCCUGGGCUGCAUGGGCAGGGGGGCACAGGAGGUGAAGGAGGAGCCCUUCUUCAAAGGCCUGGACUGGCAGAUGGUCUUCCUGCAGAAGUACCCACCACCCCUCAUCCCUCCCCGCGGGGAGGUGAACGCGGCCGACGCCUUCGACAUCGGCUCCUUCGACGAGGAGGACACAAAGGGCAUCAAGCUGCUGGAGAGCGACCAGGAGCUGUACCGCAACUUCCCGCUGACCAUCUCGGAGCGCUGGCAGCAGGAGGUGACCGAGACCGUCUUCGAGGCCGUCAACGCCGACACCGACAAGCUGGAGGCCCGGAAAAAGGCCAAGAACAAGCAGCUGGGCCACGAGGAGGAGUACGCCAUGGGCAAGGACUGCAUCAUGCACGGCUACAUGGCCAAGCUGGGCAACCCCUUCCUGACGCAGUGGCAGCGCCGCUACUUCUACCUCUUCCCCAACCGGCUGGAGUGGCGCGGGGAGGGCGAGUCCCCGCAGUCGCUGCUCACCAUGGAGGAGAUCGACUCUGUGGAGGAGACGCAGGUGAAGGAGCGGAAAUGCAUCCUGCUGCGCAUCCGCGGCGGCAAGCAGUUCGUGCUGCAGUGUGAUAGCGACCCGGAGCUGGUGCAGUGGCGGAAGGAGCUGCGGGACGCCCAGCGCCAGGCGCAGCAGCUGCUGCAGCGGGUGCCGCGGAUGCAGAACAAGCCGCGCUCGCCCGUGGUGGAGCUCAGCAAAGUGCCCUUCAUCCAGCGCUCUGCCAACGGGCUCUGACCCUCAGGCCCCUCCCCACCCCGCCUCUAAUUUAUUGGGUUGGGUUCCCGCGUCCCUGCCCCGGCUCCCGGCCCCUCCUGCCCCGGCGCUGGGGGCGGCGCUCACCCGCCGGGCACGGCCCCGGAGCUGCACUGGGCACGGGGAGGGGUCUCUCAGUCCCCCCCCUCCCCCAGCCACCGUCCCUCUGUCCUCUCUGAACUCUCCGGCUAAGAUGAAGGUAGCCCCUGCACCCCCUCUCCCUGCCCCCCACUUCCCCCCGUUCCCCGGCUUCCUGUGUGCCAAACGGGGCUGGUGUGUGCCCGGUGGGCACCGGACCCCCCCUGCCCAGCGCCGUGCCCAGCCGGGUGGGGGCCGAGCCUCGGUGUGCGUGUGCGAGCGUGUGAGUGCGUGUGCCCGCGGGGACCCCCUGUAAAUACUGUGCCAUGGGUCCCCCGUGCCCCUCCUGCCACCCCCCUGGGCAAGGCGGGGGGUACACACCCCCUGCCAUCCUCCCCAAGCUGCUGGGAGAGGGGCACAGGGCAGCUGAGGAGGAGGAGGAGGGAGCAGAUGGGACCUCCCCCUCCCCUCCCCCUGCCCACCCCGCUCCCUGCCACCAUCUGUAAAUAUUGGUUCCCCGGUGGGGGUGGGCACGGGGCAGGGCCGGGGCCCCGGGGAAGGAGAUUUUAAUGAGCUGAGACGUGAGGAUGCAGCUGCAAAAAAAAAAGAGAAGAGUUUUAUAAUAAAAACCUGCAAAAACCUC
Molecule: messenger RNA, 2886 nt
Organism: Colius striatus (speckled mousebird)
Lineage: Eukaryota; Metazoa; Chordata; Aves; Coliiformes; Coliidae
Gene: GRK2
Product: G protein-coupled receptor kinase 2
Exons: 21
Coding region: 81-2147 (688 amino acids)
Biological process (GO): G protein-coupled receptor signaling pathway; regulation of the force of heart contraction; regulation of signal transduction
Molecular function (GO): ATP binding; G protein-coupled receptor kinase activity; G protein-coupled receptor binding
Source: RefSeq, a predicted model, not a curated record